Messenger RNA from Durusdinium trenchii, 1428 nucleotides. The record is from the annotation of a GenBank genome assembly. NCBI's taxonomy places the organism in Eukaryota, Dinophyceae, Suessiales, Symbiodiniaceae.
AUGAAUCUUGCACCGUCCAAGUUCGACACCGCCUUGCCAAUUUGUAGAUACCUUUGCAAGGCCAGCCAGGGGAGUACUCCUGCCGAAGCCAUCUCGCAACUCUUGUCUCUGGUGUCCGCUGCGUCUUCAAGACUUUCCACUGGCGCUCCACAGGAUGUCUGCUGGAACUGCAUGCCGCUGGUCCCUUCGGCGCUGGAGCUGAAGUCGUUGAAGAUUUUGCCCAACGGACGAGCACAACGCUCUGCCUUGCAACGGCUUCCAGUGGUGAGGCAGAUCGGAAGCUAUAAGUCUGCAGGUGAGUACUUCGACACGUAUUUCCGCUUGCUCCGGGAGGACUGCAUCUCUGCCAUUCGCCAUUCCAUCGCCUACGUCCGCGAGCAUGGGCUGGGCCGAAAUGGACCAAAGCAAGAGAGGGAAGCGGACGACAAUGUCUUCAGAGCUACACUGAAAGGCUUCACAGUUGGUAAAGGUGAUGGUGCUGAUAGUCGGAUCAAGGUGGUGUUUGAAGUAAAGCCAAUGUUUUCAUCGAAACGAUGGAUCUUCCGCAGCCUACGCUUCUUCAUGAACGGCAACUUGCUGGCUUGUGUCUGCGACCAGGACUUUUCAGAUCCCAUUUGGCUCCUGGCGGCACGACGUGAUCUGAAACACUCCGAGGUGGCCUUGGAGUUCUACGACGGAGACGGAGGUGGACACCGCUCCGGUUCGGGCGGGCAGCUAACGAGCGCGCUGGCGCGGCUGGCGAGCGCGCGGCAGCUGACGUUGAUCGCCUCGCCCACGUACUUUCGCUCCUUUGAGCCGGUGUUGCAGAGCCUCAAGACGUGGGAGACGGUUGGCCUACCGUUCGAGAAAGAGCUGGUGGAAUGCCAGCACGUCGAACGAUGCAGCAUGCUCUCAGAUCAGAGGGUUCAACGCGGAUUGAUCUUCGAAGAUAAGCCGUUGAUAGAAGAGGUGGCGUCGCGAGCGCCUGCGCCGGUCGCCAGCGGUCGGAAGGAUGUGCAGCGGGCCCGGGCGAAGCUGGAAGAAGUUGGGUCCUCCUUGGUGGGGAAAGAGGAAGACCUUGACGAUGAUUCGAUGCUGAUCGACCUGCCUCAUCGGCUUGCAAAGACGAAGUCGAGCGCCACGAAAACACUUCCGAUGUACCAAGUCGUUGGCAUCUCUGCAGAUGCCAUCGGCCUCUCGUGGCCUUUGAUGGAGAACGUCCAAACGGAGGUGGAGGUCGAAGGGGAAGCUUCUUGCCUAAAAAAGCCGGACAUAUUGAGCUUCAUGUCAACCCCCUUUACAGUACCACGGCGAUGGCGGUCACUAGUAUGGAAUGAAAAAGAUCAAGACCGUUGUUUGUUAAAAAACAUAUGUUUGUUUGUUCCAAGUCUUUGGGGAAUCAGGGUCAGCCCUCUACUAAACAUCCUGACUCAGGGCCGAAUGGCAUAG